AUGUCUCUUUUUCUCUUUUUCUUUUACAUAAUGACAGGAUACAGGGAUGAUAUUAAUCCACACUCUUCCCCUCUUCUAUACUAUGAUACAGGGGAUGAUAUUUGCACACUCUUCCCUCUUCUAUGCUAUGUCUCUUUUCUCUCUUACAUUAUGACAGGAUACAGGGAUGAUAUUAAUCACACUCUUCCCUCUUCUAUGCUAUGUCUCUUUUCUCUGCUUACAUUUAUGACAGGAUACAGGGAUGAUAUUAAGCACACUCUUCCCCCUUCUAUGCUAUGUCUCUUUUCUCUGCUUCAUUAUGACAGGAUACAGGAUGAUGUAAGCACACUCUUCCCUCUUCUAUUGUCUCUUUUCUCUGCUUACAUUAUGACAGGAUACAGGGAUGAUGAUAAGCACUCUUCCCCUCUUCUAUGCUAUGAUACAAGGGAUGAUAUUAAGCACACUCUUCCCUUCUUCUAUGAUAUGUCUCUUUUCUCUCCCUCUUCUAUUAUGACAGGAUACAGGGAUGAUAUUAAUCAUACUCUUCCCUCUUCUAUGCUAUGUCUUUUUUUUCUUACAUAUUAUGACAGGAUGGGGAUGAUAUUAAGCACACUCUUCCCUCUUCUAUGCUAUGGAUACAGGGAUGAUAUUAAGCACACUCUUCCCUCUUCUAUGCUAUGUCUCUUUUUCUCUGCUUACAUUAUGACAGGAUACAGGGAUGAUAUUAAUCACACUCUUCCCCUCUUCUAUGCUAUGUCUCUUUUCUCUGCUUACAUUAUGACAGGAUACAGGGAUGAUAUUAAUCCACUUCCCCUCUUCUAUGCUAUGAUACAGGAUGAUAUUAAGCACCUCUUCCCUCUUCUAUGCUAUGUCUCUUUUUCUCUGCUUACAUUAAUGACAGGAUACAGGGAUGAUAAGCACACUCUUCCCUCUUCUAUGCUAUGUCUCUUUUUCUCUGCUUACAUUAUGACAGGAUACAGGGAUGAUAUAACACACUCUUCCCUCUUCUAUGCAAUGUCUCUUUCUCUGCUUACAUUAUGA
Acanthosepion pharaonis is the source of this 1020-nucleotide messenger RNA. The record is from the annotation of a GenBank genome assembly. Lineage: Eukaryota; Metazoa; Mollusca; Cephalopoda; Sepiida; Sepiidae.